AUGCCGCCCAAGUCAAUACUCAAGAACGCGACUGUCUCUACAAACGCGCCCCCUGCAAAAAAACCCGCCAAUCCGCGCCACCUUGCUGUCGCCCGCCACCAUGCGACGGUACUUGAAGACCGCAAGCGCGUCGAGGCAGAGGUGCUGGAGGCUGUCAUGACACUGAUGGACUUUCCCACCUCACCAGACGCCGAUGCUAAGCGACCGUCGCCCUCAGACGCUCAGUUCUUCCAAAAAGCAGUCAUCCCCUUCCAACCCACCGACUACGACGCCCUCAUCGAAGAGCGCAACAUUGCCGACAAAUGCGGAUACGCCCUCUGCCCGCGGCCUAAGAAGAAGGCGCGAUCCACCGCAAGGAAACAGUUUGUUGACACGGACCACGGUGUGCAGAUAGUAGACCGAAAGGUGCUGGAAGUGUGGUGCUCAGACGACUGCGCAAGACGCGCACUCUACGUCAAGGUGCAGCUGAACGAAGAACCGGCGUGGAUGCGACAUGGCGGAUACGGCGACAAGAUUGAGCUCAUGGUAGAUAAUGCCGACGAGCAUCAGAAAGCUCUACCGUUGCGUCUCAAGCAAACAAGUGCGAUCCCGGCUGAUGAAGAUGAAGAAGCAGACCUGAAUGCAGCCUGGGCCGCUCGUGAAGAUGCCAUGACCGACCUGGCUCUCGAACGAGGAGAGAAGCCAGGCAAUCUUACCAAGGCAAACAACGACCUCAUUCAGGACCAGAUCCUGGAGCGCUCUUCCAGCAACGCACCGCCACAACCACCGUCACUUCCUGCGCAGACUUCUGACCAUACAAUGGCCAUCGAAGGGCAUGUGCCACGCAUCAACAGGAAAGACAAGGAUGACGAUGACGAUGAUGACGAUGACCAAGACUGGGAUAAGCACCUGCCCGGAUGA
Molecule: messenger RNA, 900 nt
Organism: Alternaria atra
Lineage: Eukaryota; Fungi; Ascomycota; Dothideomycetes; Pleosporales; Pleosporaceae
Exons: 1
Coding region: 1-900 (299 amino acids)
Cellular component (GO): nucleus; cytoplasm
Molecular function (GO): RNA polymerase II CTD heptapeptide repeat phosphatase activity; RNA polymerase core enzyme binding
Source: RefSeq, a predicted model, not a curated record